This is a messenger RNA of Parasteatoda tepidariorum (common house spider), 1028 nucleotides long. RefSeq lists its product as uncharacterized. The record is from RefSeq and is a predicted model, not a curated record. NCBI's taxonomy places the organism in Eukaryota, Metazoa, Arthropoda, Arachnida, Araneae, Theridiidae.
UAUGCCUCACGAUUUUAUUACGGUACGACCUUCAUUAUAUUGUAUCUUACAUUUUUUGCAGUAACUCUCUUUACAAGUUGAGCUUAUUCAACAGAAGCAUUUUAGUAUGAAUUUGAUCGUAUUCGAAAUAGGUUUUACUAAGUAUUAACCAUAUGAAUAUACAGGUGCAUGGCUAAUUGCGGUGAUUUAAUAUUAAUUGCCCUGUGCUGCCAAAUUUUUGGAAUAACCAUUCCUUAUUUAAUAGCCCUUUAUCAGAAUACAUUUAGCCCACCUCUUCCAUUCAUUAGUCAAGCUGUUGCCAGCAGCUCCGUAUCUGGAGUAUUUACUUGCUUAAUGCUUUUGAGUUGUUUCCCUGGUUCCUUGCUUAGUUUAGCUUUGUACGAAGUUCAUAUUAAAGAAGAAAACAAGUUCAAGAAAUUUGUCUCAAUUGUAUCAUCGUGUUCUUGUUUAAGUUACUUUUUAAGUUAUAUUUUGAUAUGUGCCUAUCCUUUUAAGAUUACGCAGCAUUCAAACAAGUACGAAUGGGUGUUUGCAAUACUAAUAGGACACAUGUCUGGAGCGCUAUUGGCUUUAAGUAGUUGCAUUAUUUUCGUCAUAUCUCAAGCUAUACUUUAUUGGGAUGUAAAAGGAUCUAAAAAAACACUUCUAAAUCGCCAGAGCCUAGCAUUCUUUGUUUUACCAACAUGCUUGUUAGGGGUAUCUGCACUUAUUACAGUAGGCAUAGAAGAACUCUGUAACAAUGAUGGCCGACAUAUGGAAGAUAUUAAUUAUCAAUUGCCUACAAAGUUCAGCACUGCGUAUGUAAUAACCACUGUUUGUGAAUGGAUAUUGUUAAUAUGUAUGUGGUGUUCUCUAGUGUUGCUGUAUGAAGAAAUGAAUGAAAAGGACAUUAGUAUUCUAGUCAAAAGUAAAUCUAAUGUUAAAAGAAAAACGCUUGUUAAAUAAGUAGUCUAUAAGUAAAUUUUGUUUAAGAUUUUAUAUUGUAAAAAUUUUAAUUGUUUAAGCCUUUUAAUAAAAUGUAAAUAUUA